AUGGCUCCAGAAAAGGAAAGUAAUGGUCUUGACAACUAUGCAUUUGCACUUGAAGGCCGCUUUUGUGAUCUACCGGACGCAAAACAUGGAGAAGUACUGGACACGUCCGUGGAGGGAGAUAGCGGCAAGCUAGCGUAUUGUGUGACAGAUGUACCUCCCUGGUACCUGUGCAUCCUCCUCGGCAUCCAGCACUGUUUGACCGCAUUUGGAGGCAUCAUCGCCAUCCCGUUAAUCUUGUCUCAGGGGCUGUGCCUGCAGCACGACGGCCUCACACAAAGCCAGCUCAUCAGCACCAUCUUCUUUGUCUCUGGCAUUUGCACACUGCUGCAAGUUACCUUUGGCAUCAGGCUGCCCAUUCUCCAGGGUGGUACAUUCACAUUGUUGGCACCUUCCAUGGCAAUGCUGUCCAUGCCAGAGUGGACGUGCCCUGCUUGGACCCAAAAUGCCAGCCUGGUCAACACCUCCUCCCCAGAGUUCAUAGAAGUGUGGCAGAGUCGAAUGAGAGCACUGCAGGGGUCCAUCAUGGUGGGCUCACUCUUCCAGAUGUUUGUCGGUUUCUCCGGCCUCAUCGGCCUCUUCAUGCGCUUCAUCGGACCUCUCACCAUCGCCCCAACCAUUUCUCUCAUUGGACUGUCCCUGUUUGACUCAGCUGGUACCAGCGCUGGCUACCACUGGGGCAUCGCUGCCAUGACCACAGCACUGAUCACCCUGUUCUCACAGUACCUUCGUCACAUACCCGUGCCCUUGCCUAUGUACAGCAAGGAUAAACAGCUGCACAUUUCCCGAGUCUACAUCUUUCAGAUUCUCCCUGUUCUGCUUGGAAUCACUUUGUCCUGGCUCAUCUGCUACAUUCUGACAAUCUACAACGUGCUUCCCGCUGAUCCGGAGCAGUAUGGUUACAUGGCUCGCACUGAUCUGAAGGGAGACAUUAUGAACCAAGCUCCCUGGUUCACUUUCCCAUAUCCAGGUCAGUGGGGGAUGCCGACUGUGAGCCUGGCGGGGGUGGUUGGCAUCUUGGCUGGCGUGAUUUCCUCCAUGAUAGAGUCUGUAGGGGACUACCAUGCUUGUGCCAGGCUGUCUGGGGCUCCACCUCCCCCUAAACAUGCUAUCAACAGGGGUAUUGGCAUUGAGGGACUGGGCUGUCUGCUAGCUGGAGCUUGGGGUACAGGAAAUGGUACCACUUCAUACAGCGAGAAUGUCGGAGCUCUCGGUAUCACAAAGGUUGGCAGUCGCAUGGUGAUAGUAUCCAGUGGAGUCUUGAUGGUUGUCAUGGGUGUGUUUGGUAAGGUGGGCGCUGUAUUCACCACAAUCCCAUCACCCGUGAUAGGAGGGAUGUUCAUGGUUAUGUUUGGCGUCAUCUCUGCAGCAGGCGUUUCUAAUCUGCAGUAUGCAGAUAUGAAUUCAUCUCGAAACAUCUUCGUUUUUGGCUUCUCCAUGUUCUCCGGUCUGGUCAUUCCUAACUGGAUAUUAAAGCACCAAGAAGCUAUUGCCACAGGUGUGGUUGAACUGGACCAGGUGCUGCUGGUGCUUCUGACAACCAGCAUGUUUGUAGGAGGUUUCCUUGGCUUCAUCUUGGACAACACGAUUCCAGGAUCAAAGCAUGAACGAGGCAUCCUGGCCUGGAACAAGGCUCACGAGGAUGACUCCAGCGACACACUGGAGAGCGGAGAAGUCUAUAACCUGCCUUUUGGCAUCACCUCUUACUGGUCCUCUUCCUCCUGGCUGCGGUACAUACCUUUCUGCCCUCCCGGUGAGCCCAGAUCGCCGAACGGAUGCGGGGCAGAUGCUAAUGGCUCGGAGCCUAAGCAGCCACCGGGACAUCCAGAGCCUUCGCAGAUCAUUAUCGGAGUCGCUCUGUGA
Molecule: messenger RNA, 1860 nt
Organism: Chelmon rostratus (copperband butterflyfish)
Lineage: Eukaryota; Metazoa; Chordata; Actinopteri; Chaetodontiformes; Chaetodontidae
Product: Xan_ur_permease domain-containing protein
Exons: 12
Coding region: 1-1860 (619 amino acids)
Biological process (GO): transmembrane transport
Cellular component (GO): membrane
Molecular function (GO): transmembrane transporter activity
Source: RefSeq, a predicted model, not a curated record